Molecule: messenger RNA, 2008 nt
Organism: Dermatophagoides pteronyssinus (European house dust mite)
Lineage: Eukaryota; Metazoa; Arthropoda; Arachnida; Sarcoptiformes; Pyroglyphidae
Product: protein disulfide-isomerase A4-like
Biological process (GO): response to endoplasmic reticulum stress; protein folding
Cellular component (GO): endoplasmic reticulum; cell surface
Molecular function (GO): protein disulfide isomerase activity
Source: RefSeq, a predicted model, not a curated record
AACAGGUUCAUGACUUGUGUUCUUUGUGCUUACACUUGAUGACGUAUAGUUUGCGAAUAAAUAUUGUAUCAUGUGAAAAUUUUAUAAAAAAUGAAAUCGUCAUUAUCAUUUAGUUUUUAUUAUCUUUUAUUCCUGAUAACAUUAAUCCGAUGCGAUAUCGAUAUUGAUGAUAUAGAAACGAUAACUGUCGAAAACUAUGUAUAUGUUUUGGAUGAUAGAAACUAUGAUUCUUUUGUUCAACAACAUCCAUUAUCAUUGAUUGAAUUUUAUGCACCAUGGUGUGGUCAUUGUAAGGCAUUAGCACCUGAAUUUUCCAAAGCUGCUAAAAUUCUACAAGAUGAUCAGAAUAGAGUUGUGUUGGCCAAAAUCGAUGCUUCGAAAUUUUCUGAAUUUACAAAACAACAUAAUGUAUCUGGAUUUCCGACUUUGUUCAUCUAUCGUAAUGGAACCAGAACUGAAUACGAUGGUCCACGUACAUCACAAGGGAUAGCAGAUUAUAUGCGUGAAAUAGCUGAUCCUAAUUAUAAACCAAUAGAGUCUGUGAUCACAUUAACAUCUGUAAAUUUCGAUGAUACGAUAAAAUCAGAAUCAUUGAUGCUGGUUCAGUUUUAUGCUCCCUGGUGUGGCCAUUGUAAACGUCUCAAACCGGAAUAUGAACGUGCAGCAAGAAGGCUUCAAGAGCUAGAAAAACCAAUUAAACUUGCCAAAGUAGAUGCAACUGCUGAACAAGAGCUAGCUCAAAAAUUCGAAGUAAAAGGCUAUCCAACGUUGUUCAUUUUUCGAAAUGGAAAAAAACUCACUUACAAAGGACCUAGAGAUGAGAAUGGUAUUGUAGAUUUUAUGAAAGAGAUACAAAAAGUUCCCAGCAAAUUGAUCGAAUCGAAAGAAAUGCUAAGAAAGCAAAUCAAAGAGGAUAUUCCAACUAUUAAUGGAUUUUUUGAUACUCAUCCAGAUGAAAAAAUUUUCGAUCUUUUCAUAGACGUUGCUUAUGAUCAAUUCGAUGACGAUAAUUAUUUUGUUCACAUCGCUAACAACGAUCUAGUGAAUCAGCUCAAACAAAAACCAAAUUCAAUAGCCGUUUUUUACCCAUUGUGGUUUCGUUCGAAAUAUGAAUCUAAUAGCCAUAUCAUGAUACUGGAUCAAUCAACUUCGGUGCAAGAAGUGGUGGAUUUCAUUCGCAACCAUAGUAUUCCGUUGGUCGGAUAUCGUUAUUCUCGAACCUAUAGCCUUUAUGCUAAUCGUUAUCCGCUAGUUGUUGUCUACUAUGAUGUUGAUUUCAGUUUUGAUUACAGAAAACAAACCCAAAUGAUACGAGAACAAGUUCUGAAAGCUGCCGCACAAAUCAAGAAAACCGAAGAAAUUACAUUCGUGAUUGCCAAAGAAAGCAAAAAUGAACAAGAAUUGAAAGAUCUCAAAUUGGAUGAUAGUGGCGCAGAUGUGAAUGUUGGAUAUUUUGAAUCCGCUAAACGACGUUACGCUAUGGAACCAGUAGAUGAAUUCAAUGAUCAAGUCUUGAUUGAUUUUGUACUAGCUGUUCGUACAGGAAAAAUUAAUCCAGUUCUGCGAUCACAACCUAUUCCAAAAGAAAAUCCUGUCAAUAACUUAUGGACAGUGGUAGGCGAAACCUUUCAACAAUUGAUUAUUCAAUCUAAACAACAUGAUAUAAUGUUGCAAUUCUAUGCGCCUUGGUGUGGCCAUUGCAAAGCAUUGAUGCCCAUCUAUCAAGAAUUGGCCAAAAAAUUCGAACACGAAAAUGAUCGUUUGAGAAUCAUGAAAAUUGAUGCGAGUAGUAAUGAUUUUCCCGAAUGGUUCGAUGUGAAUGGUUUUCCUACAAUUUAUUAUAUUCGUCGGGAUCAAGGUCCCCGUAAGCCUAUUUUGUAUCAAGGCGAUCGAAAAAUUGAGGAUCUUAAUCGAUUCAUACAGGAUCAAUUAGAUCGGUCUGAUAGCAACCAACAUAUCAGAGAAGAAUUAUAAACAUGGAGAUUAUUGAUCAUUGUCAUUACUUACA